AUGUUUAAUACUUUGAAGAAAUUGGUGGGAAAGAAGGAGGAUUCUCCCUCAUCCUCCUCACCUUCUUCUUCAUCUUCUUCUUCUCCUUCUACCACUUCAACUACAUCAAACAAUAUGCCUAAACUAUCAACAGAAUCAUAUCAUGCAGGAAUAUAUAAUCAUUCUACUUGUAUUCACUAUGAUCCAAUACAAAAGUUGGUUGCUGUAGCAUUUAAUAAUGGUCAAGUUAAAAUCUUUGGACAAGAUGGAAUGGAGACACAAUUUCAAUUAGAGUCAUCACCUAUUCUAAAGAUAAUCUUUUUGUACAAUACACCACAUAUUAUGGUUAUCACUCCUCAUUCUAUUGAAAAGUGGGAUUAUAAUGAUGGUGUUCAAAUCACUCAACUCAACUAUAAGAAUAGAAUUACCUCUAUUGCCUUUCUUUAUGGUUGUAAUUUUAUGUACAUUGGUGAUGAAUCUGGUUAUAUUAGUACCUACAAUGUAUUCUCUCAUUUCUUAUCUUCUUAUAAAAUAUUUGUUAAAGAAGAAAUUAUUAAAGCAUUUAAUGUACCAAGUACAGAUGAUCAACAACAAAUAUUUUCAAGUGCAAUUGAUAUUUGUCCAUCUGAUCAUAAUUUAUUAUUGAUUGGAUGUAAUAAUGGUACACUUGUAUCAUGGAAUUUGGAGAGUCGUCGUUUGGAAAAGAAAUUAUCUUUUAAAACCUAUGUUACCAAGGUUUGUUGGAGUAGAAAAGGCAACAAAUUCAUUUGUGGCUUUUUUGAUGGACAAAUACUCUUUGUCGAUUAUCAAAAACAAUCUCCUUCUCUUGUAUUCAAACCACAAUUCCUUCAACAACAACAACAACAACAGGAAAGAGUAUCAAUUGAUCAAUUAGAGUUGUUAUAUACCAAGGAUAAAAAGAUAAUUAUGUUUAGAGGUUAUUAUCAAGGAUCAAAUUCUUUGGUUAUCAUUAGAGGAGACAACUACAAGGAUGUAUCUAAACUUGGUGUCACUCUUCUUGCCCCAUCGGUUUUCAACUUUACUUCCAUCUCUACCACUCCAUAUCCAAGCAGUCGUGACUUAUCAUCUGUCAUUGCUUUAACUUCUACCAAUCAAUUAUUGUAUUGUAAACUUGAUACAAGUCCAUUACAACAAUUAAAACAAAUUGAUGAUAUUUGUUUAAAAAAAUGGAUUGAAAAUAAUAAUAAUAAUCAAAAUAACAAUAAUAGUGAUAAUAAUCCAAAUAUUGAUUUAAUAUUAAUGAAAACAUAUGAAUGUGAUCAAUCAACAAAACAAAAGAUUAUAGAAGCACUAAAGAUCUAUCAAAAACCAACAACAUCUAUUGGAUACUUGGAAUCCCCAGUCUCUGGAGGUUUGAUCAAAGAUAAUAGAUCCACCAUGCAAUUAAUGAUUACAUACCACAAAGAUCAAUCAUUAAGAUUUUGGGACUAUACCGAUGCCAGAAAUUAUCAAUUCUUGGGCAAAUCAACAGAUAUCCUCCCAAAUCUCAUCACCUUUUCGUUUUGCGUCACAACCUUUAUUCUGGCUGCCUCUUAUAGUGCAGGUUUGGUUCACGUCUACCAAUUGGACAACGGGUCAAGAAGAAUUGAAAAAUCAUUUUUCAAAAUUCAAAAGGAAGCAGAGAUACCAAAACAACAAUCACCAACCAGUGUUGAACAAGCACCACAACAACAGUCACCAACCAGUGUUGAACAAGCACCAGAACAACUACCAUCUCCUACUCCUCAACCAACAGAGCAACAAUCCUCCCCCUCUUCUUCCUCACCACCACCCCAACAAGAUAAUAAUAAUAAUAACUUGCCAGAUCCAUCUUGGUCGGGACUUCAAUUGAUGGGAGAGAUUAAAUUGGAUUGUAAUAUGAAUGUAAUAUGUCUUAAUCCAUGGAAAAAAAAGACCACAACUCGCUUGGUAAUGGGUGGAUCACAAGGUAAUGUCCAUCACUUUAUGAUUGUCGUCAGUGACAACUCGUGUGAUGGUGUAUCAACAUCUAGAACUGUAUAUAGAGCUGCCAUUGAUUAUCGGGGAUCAGUCUCUGCACCAUCCUAUGAGGGUGCUAGUCAAGGAAAUGAUAUUACUACGAUGGAAUUAUGUUUCUAUUCACUACGUGAAAAUGAUGACAUUUCUUUGGUACACGCAGGAACUCAAAAUGGAUCCAUCUUGGUCAUUGAUGUUCCAUCAAUGUCUAUCAUUACCUCAUUCAAGGCAUCAUCCCACCCCAUUAAAUCAGUACAUUAUGCUGAUAAAAAUGGAAACCAACUCAGAUAUCUUUUCCUCGAUAUGCUUGAUAAUUUUAUUUCAUCAUUACCAAAUACAAUCCAACCACCUGUACAGUCAAAUGAUGAAAAUAAUAACAACAACAAUAGUACAACCGAAAUAGCACCUUUAACCAAUGUUGUAUCAAAAUUAAAUAUAAAAUUGGAUGACAUUCAUUUAAUAGUUUCUUCUGGUAACCAAAUAAUCAAAUAUACCAUCCCCUCUCAAUCGCUAUCACAAUACACUCCAACUCCAAAAUCUCCCUCUACCACAGAAGCACCAACUACUCCUACUACCACCACCACCACUACAAAUAAUAAUAAUUUUAAUCACCCAAAGGAAAGAUGUGAGGAGUUUAAGAAUCAUCAAGUCAUUUCAACAUCAUUCCUAAGAGACACUUCCUCUGAUAAGCAAUAUCUUUCAGUGAUUGACCAAUCUGGCCAAUUGACGCUCUUUGAUUGUGCCAAUCACAGUAAGCACGGAUUGGAAAAGAGAGGACAUUACCAAUUACCCAAUCAUAACAUCAAGUGUCUCCAAGCUCUUGUGUCUGUCAUUGGUGGUGUUAUGGUUGUAUCACAGAAUAGUAUGUUCUCUGUCUGUCUCCAACCCGCCAUCUUUAGAACGAGAUACCAAUUCUUUGUUGAUGGUAUAAAUAUUCCUCCAGAGCCAAAAUCUGCUGUAUCAAGUGGUAUUAGUUCGUUCUUUUUUGCCAAAGCACCUGUGAAUUUAGAUACUGUAUUUUCAGAGGGUAUCAAACUACCCCAACAACAAUCAAACCAUGGUCGUUCCCAACAAUCAAAUAAUCAAAAGGUGUUUGUUGAAGAUAUUGCUGGAAGUCUCAAUGAAACAAUGCAAAAGCUCAAUGAAAGAGGCGAAAAGAUUGACGAAUUGAGUCUAAAGACUCAGCAGAUGGAAUCCGCCUCAAGAGAUUUUGCCUCAAUGACUAAGCAGCUGGCAGCUAAUAAUAAAUCAUGGUUUUAA
Cavenderia fasciculata is the source of this 3234-nucleotide messenger RNA. RefSeq lists its product as uncharacterized. Gene Ontology annotation, biological process: regulation of exocytosis. Lineage: Eukaryota; Evosea; Eumycetozoa; Acytosteliales; Cavenderiaceae. Bases 1 to 3234 code for a protein of 1077 amino acids. Gene Ontology annotation, cellular component: plasma membrane; cytoplasm. The transcript has 3 exons. The record is from RefSeq and is a predicted model, not a curated record. Gene Ontology annotation, molecular function: syntaxin binding; myosin II binding; GTPase activator activity.